Patiria miniata (bat star) is the source of this 5363-nucleotide messenger RNA. Its product is annotated as DISP complex protein LRCH3-like. The transcript is spliced from 21 exons. NCBI's taxonomy places the organism in Eukaryota, Metazoa, Echinodermata, Asteroidea, Valvatida, Asterinidae. The coding region runs from base 58 to 2745 and encodes 895 amino acids. The record is from RefSeq and is a predicted model, not a curated record. Gene Ontology annotation, molecular function: protein binding.
CAAGCCCUUCCGGGUUGGUUUUUUCCAGACGAAAUUUUCUUGAUACCGCUGAGUAAAAUGGCGCUCCCCGCUGCACACCACCUAGGAGGGGCCCAAUUGCGGUCCCUAGAAAAGGUCCUAGAGGAUGCCCAUAUGACUGGAAUAUUGAAUAUAAGCGGGCGGAAUAUGAGGGAUUAUCCUAAGAGUGCAGACAACUUUGAUUUGAUGGAUACAGUGGACGUAGAUAUAUCAAAGAACCGAUUCAUGGAAGUUCCGUACGAACUCUGCGAGUACGUCUCCCUGGAGAGACUAAACUGCUACAAUAACGCUAUCAGGACGGUGCCUGACGCAUUCGCUAGGUUAACUAUGCUUACAUAUUUAAAUUUAAGUCGUAAUUCCUUGUCAGCUUUACCCAUAGAGAUCUGUGAGAUCUACCUAGAGGUCCUGAUAGUCAGCAAUAACAAGUUAGUAGCGUUGCCUCCCGCGGUGGGCAAGAUGAAGACGCUAAUGCAUCUGGAUGCCAGUUGCAACGAGUUAGACACAUUACCUAUGCAGAUAGGGGAGAUGGAAUCGCUAAAGGAGCUCAACCUCAGACGAAAUCACCUCAUGCAUUUACCAGAAGAAAUCAGCCGGCUGAAGUUAAUCAUGCUGGACGUCUCCUGUAAUAAAAUCUGUUUCAUCCCACCGUCGUACAGACACAUCAAGACGUUAGACGUCUUGAAAUUAGAGCACAAUCCGCUAGAGAUGCCACCAGCACAGGUCUGUACGAGGGGGAAAGUCCACAUCUUUAAGUAUCUGAACAAUGUGGCAACAAAAGAUGAGAAGAGGAGUCGCUUAGAGCAGAAUGAGAGACUGUCAAGACGGUCCUACAACAAUGCAAAAUACACAUGGCUAGCCACUAACGAAGCAGCUACGCGCUUUGGCUCCUCGCACAGCACACACAUCAACCAGCUGGACACCAGCCAAGCGGGGAACCAGUCGGUGGUUCUCAGUCCGUCCACACUCACCGCCCAGUAUUCAAAAGGGUCCGAAGGCUCUAAUGGCUCUCCUAGAAGCUCCACCCUCACCCCCCAGUCCUCCAUUGAUUCUGACUCCAGUCAUUCCACCCUGUGUAAUGGUGACCCUAGUGCCGUGGAAGACUUUGCCUUCUGGAACGCCAAGAUUGGGGAGUUAAGGCGGGGCGCACUGACGGCAGACUCGGGUUACAUCGACGGUGACAAGAGAUGGUCCGCCACAGAGCCGUCCAAUGACGAUGAGGAAGCCCGCAUUCUUGCCGACCGAGCCAAUCAGCAGAAGGAACACCGGCAGCAGCGUGAAGAGUUCCUGAACCAAUCCCUGGGCAGCAACAACACGUCGUCCUCGUCCUUUGGCACGGACGCCGCGGGCGAUAUUGAUUACAUCGACACGGGCGACGAUGGCAUGGAAGACGGCGAGAUCACGCCCACCCAGACGGAACCAGACGAGUUUACUAAGGCACUGACGAGACAAAAAGCCAUCUACGAGGAUCAGAAGUUGAAGGCAAAGGAGGAGCGAGUCCGGCAGCAACAAGAAGAGCAACGGUGGCAGCAGGAGGAGGAACGAUGGAAAGUGGAGAGGAGGCGGGAAGCAGAGCAAGACAGAUACCGGCGAUCGUCCCCAUCGGGAAGCCUGCUGUCAGUCCAAGCCAACGGGACCGUCAACAGCAGGGGCGCAGAAAGGAGCCAGAACCCUAGACCUCUAUCGUCCUCCUCAUUUAGUGAGAGUCUGCAGAGACCGACCACUUUGGAGAUCGCCCGGCAAAAGAGACAACAAAGGAGGGCUACAGUUACCCUAACAGACAAUAUCAGGUCCAGCAGUGUAGACAGAAAUUCCUACAAUAGGUCAUCGGCUGGUCAUGCCAGUAACCUCCCGAACGGUCGGCUACCUUCGUCCACCGAUGACAGCCACCGGCAGCUGAAGCGAAGCGACAAGGUGACGUCUUCGUCAUCGUCAGCGCUGUCCUCGUCACGUGACGGCGGGAUAUCGCAGAGCCGACACGAAGCCCAGCUGGCCAGGAGGCGGCAGGAGGAAGAGAAAGCAAGGAAUAAGCAGAUACAGAAGGACGCACUCAGGAACUUUGUGCAGAGUCGGAAUUCCACAUCAUCACUUCACUCGCCCGGCCAUGAAGAGAAGGAUUUCCAGAUGGAACUGAGCCCAGGCAGUGCAAAGUCACCCCCACCACCCCCUGCCACUUAUAGUGCAUCGGCCUUUGGCAGUAUCAAGCCAAGAUCUGCCUUCAGCAUAGGCGGUGGUAAACCACAGGGAGAGGUGCAGCCCAACUUCACGGUCAAGCGAGAGAUGACCAAAUAUCGGGAGGAGAUGGAUCGGAUCGAGCAGCUCAGAAAGUUGAAACCCAAUUGGAUGAGCAGUUACCGGUCGGUGUCGGAUAUAAACACAAUAGAUCAAAUGCGCAAGUGCAUUGAGGCCAGGUUAAAGGUCAACCUGCCUGAUGACAUCCCGGGGGCGUUGGAGGAUGGUGUCGUGCUGUGCCAUUUCAUGAAUAAUGUGUUCCCCCACGCUGUGCCUACCAUCCAUGUACCGUCACCUGCUGUGCCUAAACUGUCGUCAGCAAAAUGUCGGAGGAAUGUUGAGAAUUUCCUGAAGGCUUGCGCUACUUCAGGAGUCCCAGUGGAGAAGUUGUGUACGUCAGGUGAUAUCCUGGAAGGCAAGGGACUAGUCAAAGUAGCAGGCACAGUACAGUCCCUACUCACCAAUAACCCACAACACAAAUUGUCAUCCGCUGUAUGAUCCUUGUCAAGACACUUCUUUUUUUUUUAAAGAAAAUCAUCUGAAGUUGUGCCAAGUUUAUUUCAAAUUUUCUCCAUUAAUUUUUAAAGUAACUACGCUGCACAUUUACCUGAUAGUUGGAUUUUUCUCCGUCAAAACAAAUCUUGUUACUCACAGGCUAGACUUUUCAGGGUUUGCCAACCUUCACAAUUUUUUUUUUUUUUUCGAAAUUGCAUAUAAGGAGUUUUGAACUUGAUUAUAUGGCAGCUAUACAGAAAACCCAGAGUGUUGUUUCCAAAAGGAAGAUUUCGGCCUUUGACAAAUUGCUCCUGAAAGCCAUAUUUUAUAAAUCUGCAUUUUUUGUGUGGUUAUUCCAAACCUUUUGCAGAUUCUGGAAAAAGGUGGAAAUCCCUUUGCCAGUAAUGUUGGUAUCUGUCUUUGGUUGAAAUUUCGUACUCUGAGAUUAAUCUUAUGUUUUUGCGUGUAUAAUUUCCCAAUUGUUUGUUUGUGUUAUUAAUUUCAAUUCUGGGACCAGUAACAAGUUUGAAAACUUAUGCAGCCACUACAACAUUCUGUAUUUUUUGUCCCAUUUUCUCACGAAGCAAUUGAAAUGUUCUUCUCCAAGUAUAUAUUAUGCAAUGAUGAAUCAAAUUAUGAAUUUACUGGCAAAAUUUGUUUGCAAAAUUAACAGAGCUCAAUUUUUAAACUAUUUUUAUCCAUUUUUUUCUUGAGACUUGGUUGAUAAUUGUCACCGAAAUCUCCAAAUGUAUUUGGACAGUUUAUCUUCAAGAUAUGUGUUAUUUUUUCUCAUUUGUGGCUUUGUCUGAACUUAUUUAUUUUGGUUUUUAUUUCCCGGGGGAAGAUUUUAAAUUUUUGUUUGAUGUUCUCUGAAAAUCUGAGGUUCUUAUUUGUAAAGUGUACAUAUUUUACAAACCUUGUACAAUGUAGCACGAUAAUAUUUUGUUUUUGUUUAUAGGUGCUGUAAGGGCAUAUUUAUACCUGUAUAUGCUGUACUUGUUUUCCCCUGUGAUGUAUAUAUAUCAUGUAUAUCACACACAUACGAGCAUAUUAUCUGCAUUUUUGUUAAUUUCAUCCCGUGGUUGUACAAAAGAUAAAGAUAUGUAAAUGUUUGUAAAUAUGGUUUUCAUACUAAAAAACACGAGCCUUAAAUAAGUGUGUGCACACUUUCAAUUUGUGUUUGGUGUCUCACGUCAACUGCAAUUACUCAAAGUCGUCUUGUGGCAGCAUUUCAAGGGUUGUAAACCUGUAAUUGUUAUGUAAAUUAGGUGCCUGAUUGUGGGCGGAGUCAUCACUGCCAAUAUCCAUAAAAUGUGCUCACACUCAUUUUGAAUAUUUGCAUAUUGACCUUGAAUAUACAUGUAUGCAUAAAUUACUUAUUUUCAUUAGCAUCCUGUUACUUGUUUUAUUUAUAAAUAUUAAUUUGACUCAUACAAACCUUGUCGAUUGCAAUGGAACAUUGUAAGACUAAAGUAACCUUUGACCCCUCAUUGUAUCAACUUAUCAUUUGUUUUUUGCUCAAAGAAGCAACUUUUUUGGUUUUUCUAUUCAAUAUUUUUUUUUGCAUAUCAGAGGCUGAAAGUGACAAUGAGACGAGAAAACACGCCCAAUUCGAAAUUUGAGCACUAAUAAAUUCUGGGAGCACACAAUCUAACGACAAGAUAGAAUCAUGAAGACCAAAACAACUGCAGGAAAAAUCAACAUGGACUUUCUCUUUUUGAGGACAUAGUAUUGCAUGAUUUAUUAAUUAACCAAAAAAAGUUCACUAUUUCUGGAUCAAUGAAAAAUUGUGUCUUUUUCACAGGAUUUUUGUUAUUUCUUUGCAGUAAAUCAUUAAAUUGAUAAAAGAUAAUCCUGUGAAAUAACGUUUUGAGAUCGAAAUAGCGAAGGGGAAAAAAGAAUAAAAAUCUCAGAAGAAAUACUAAGAAAUUGUCGCAGCAUGUAAACAAGAGAUUUCCAUCAGAUGUAUACAAAUUGUAAUCAUGUUGUGUAAAUAUCUUUAUUUAUUAAACUUACAAGAAAAAAAUGUCCACAAUUUCAUACCAAGGCUCAUAUAAAUUGUCCCACUCAUGAAAAACCAAAUUAGGUCUUUUACAAGGACAAUAAUGCAUAUUUUUUAAUCAAUUUCUCAUCAUGCAUAGCUCACAGUCCAUAGAUGAAACUGGACAAAGGAAGACCAACAUUUAGCGAAGUGUGGACAUGGACUGAAGUUUUGUAUAAUGCAUGAAAGUGCCCCAUAAAAUACAAACUUUUUUUUAUGAUGGCCUUGUUUUGGAUGCAAAAAUAGUAAAAGUAAUCUUUCGGUGAUAAUAUCUGUAUUCUGUAAGAAUUAAAUACCGGGAACUGGUCGAAUUUGAAAAACAACUUUAGGUCGUCUGGAUAAUAUUACAAAUCAUAAUGAGGAGUAAGCAUGUCUUUUUUUUAAUUUGUCAUCAUUAUUUAUUAUCUUAUAAUGCUCGUUUUUGUACAUUGUACAUUUGCAAACCAUAUGAAUGUAUUUGGCUGAAAGAUGCCAGUUGGGCCUUGUAUUGGAGGUAAGAAUGGAGUUGUAAAUGAUGUAUUGAAAAGUCAGAUCAGUAAAUGUGUGGGGCUGCCGGCAAUCACACACACACCUGGAGAAA